Cavenderia fasciculata is the source of this 543-nucleotide messenger RNA. RefSeq lists its product as uncharacterized. Lineage: Eukaryota; Evosea; Eumycetozoa; Acytosteliales; Cavenderiaceae. Bases 1 to 543 code for a protein of 180 amino acids. The record is from RefSeq and is a predicted model, not a curated record. The transcript has a single exon.
AUGGCAAUUUCAAUAGCAGAUUUAUAUAUAAGAUUCGAGACAUUACUUUAUUUGGUAUUGGCUAUUGGUGGAUUUGCGGCCCCAGGUUCAAUGUUGCAAAUGUUUAAUGUAGACUUGACAGCAACAACAACAGAGCCACAAGGAAUAGAUUUAAUAGAAGGACAUCAAUAUGUAUCACCAUUGACAGCUCUAACAGGACUCGCUCAAAUGUAUACCUAUUUGAUGGCUAUUGUCAGUCUUCAACAAUGUGUCACACUCUUUUUAGCCAUCAAGUCACAAGCAUCUGCAACAAAGACACAUCUUGUUAGAAUGAAUAUACUAUUGAACGUGUUUUUAAUCGUUUACAAUGGUUGGAUCAUUUCAACUCAAUCUGCUCUCUAUUCGAUCGAUGGUCUCUACUACUUUAAGAUUUCAUUUGGUGUUUACAUUGUAGAUUUCCUCAUCCUCCUCUUUUUAACUGAAAUUCAACCUUUUAUCUUUAAGAAAUCUUCUUCUUCUUCAACUACUCCUGGUUCAACAAAGACUAGUAAAAAGAAUAAAUAA